AUGGUAUGAAGCACAGAGGAGGCACAAGUCCACACAGCAGGACGUUUCAAAGGGAUUAAAUGCACUGUGGAGACAUACUGCACGUUUCGUCAUGAUUGUCUACAGAACAGAUCAAACGCUUGUCUGUCUUCUUAUCGUUGUGAUGGCAGGAGCAGAAGUGCAGGAGAACCUCUCACCUGAGUGUAAACAGUUCCUGUACAUGGGCACACUGCCUCGAGGGCUUGAGGAGCAGCCUUUCAAAAAGAUUUGCCAGUUCUACGAGGGCAAGCCACGAUUUGUCACCCUGUAUGACACCUUCAACCACAUCCCUGUUUAUUCUGCGUACACCUUUAAGCGCUCGGAUGGCUCCAAGAAGGUUGAUGUGCCAUGGAUGUUUGAGCCACAGCUCUCCACAGUGUCUGGCUCCAGAGAGAUGCAGCAGUUCCCUUCAGAAUAUGUCCAGAAGAGUUUUGAAGAUGCCCAGGCCGUGCUUGAUGACUACUCUGACAGUGUAAUCUUUGAACGAGGUCAGCUGAAUCCAGACGAGCACCAGGCCCACCCUGAUGACAAAGCAUCCACGUACACACUGACUAACGUGGUCCCUCAGGUCAGAGAGUUCAACAUCGGCCCCUGGAAAAACCACGAGCACACCAUCCGGAGGAGGCUCAACAACUAUUGCCGUGGCACUGCUUACGUGAUCACCGGGGUCACGACCUCAGGGCACACAAUCCGCCGCCACAACAUCAACCGCCUGGGUAUCCCCACCUACCUCUGGUCAGCCUACUGUUGUACUGAUUUUGACCACAACGCACCAUACUCUGAGCGCUCGAAGUUCCCUGCAUUUGCAGCCAAUGGGCUCAACGACAGGGAGAACGACAAGGUUCAAGAGAUGACAGUGCCGCAGCUGGAGGACUUCCUGAAGAGGGUAACUUAUGUUGGAAGCUCUUUCCAGCUCUUCUAUGACAACUGUGUGCCACCUAAUAGUGCCAAUAGUGCCCUGCACCUGACUUAAAAUAGUGGAGAAGGUCCUCCAUAUUCAGUAUAGAUUGAUAUUCACACACACUAGUGUCAGUUAACAUUUAGCAGCUAAUGGGAACCAAUCAUUUCACUCAAAAUCUAUUGUUUUUUUUUAAAACCAAUUGAUUCUACAUUUUGCACUUUCCCUGGGUAAAUAUAGCUUGCUGCCAACAUUUACAGCAGGUUGUUAGCUACUAAGUGGACCUUUUAGCUUAGAUUUUGUUACAUAAACUGUCCCUAAAAGGUCAAGAUUGUCCUCCAUGUUAACAAAGAAGAACCCCUUUGUCACUAAGGUACAAUUUAAAACAUUACAAAUUCUCCCUAUUAUUCCAUAUUGUUAUUCUGUAGUACAUCAACUAUAAUUCAGUUAUGUCGUAUUAGAUGGUGUAUGCUUGUUGUGCAUGAACUCACCAUGAAAACCCAAAGCCUGAGUGGUUGUACUCAUUCACUUUAUCGCAUGUUAACUUAUCCUCUUAAUGACUGGGAACUACACCUGCCUCUGUAGGCCUUUUGUUCUGCAGUCAGAUUAGGCCAACAGUUUUACAUUUUCACACACAGCCUCUAAACUGUAGCAGUACUAUGCACCACACAGACUAAUCCAGGGCAAACUGAGCCUAUAUCAAGAUUCUGACUUUUCAUUUUAGUUUUUUGAUCCUAUACAUACACAUUAUGUAUGUAUAUAUAUAUAUAUAUAUAUAUACACACACACACCUAAAGCUUUACUUGUCAAUGAAUGUGAAUUUGCAUUUCCGAGCUGAUCAGAAUAGAAAACCAUAAUAACGAUUACUAUUAUUUGUUUAUGUUUGGGUAUCAAACUGUCAUGAAAUGUGACCUACAGAAGCUAAAUUGUUUAAAUAAAGUAAAAAUAAUCUUUCUCCCAUUA
Dicentrarchus labrax (European seabass) is the source of this 1879-nucleotide messenger RNA. RefSeq lists its product as uncharacterized. The record is from RefSeq and is a predicted model, not a curated record. The transcript has 2 exons. Lineage: Eukaryota; Metazoa; Chordata; Actinopteri; Moronidae. The coding region runs from base 92 to 991 and encodes 299 amino acids. Gene Ontology annotation, molecular function: nucleic acid binding; hydrolase activity; metal ion binding.